This is a messenger RNA of Sander lucioperca (pikeperch), 1677 nucleotides long. RefSeq names its product nuclear factor 7, ovary-like. The coding region runs from base 210 to 1589 and encodes 459 amino acids. NCBI's taxonomy places the organism in Eukaryota, Metazoa, Chordata, Actinopteri, Perciformes, Percidae. Gene Ontology annotation, biological process: protein ubiquitination. The record is from RefSeq and is a predicted model, not a curated record. Gene Ontology annotation, molecular function: zinc ion binding; protein binding; ubiquitin-protein transferase activity. The transcript has a single exon.
UUUCACUGAGGCGAGGCACAUGCACAAUAUGAUUCACCAUCAGAUUAAAAUCACAACAUCGACAGAGAGCAAGCAGAAGACGGAAUGCUCCAAGCAGUGAAUGGGAUCUUAGAAAAACUUUGUCGGAAGGAGAAAGACCUCUGAAGUGGAGCGAGCUUUCAAUUUAGCUGAGCACCUGCCGUGUUUUCCAUCUUCACUCACUCAGAAAAAUGGCUUCCCGUUCUGAGGAGGAUCUCUCCUGUCCUAUCUGCAGUGACAUUUUCAAGGAUCCUGUUGUCUUGUCGUGUAGCCACAGCUUCUGUAAAGAAUGUCUGCAGAAAUGGUGGAGAUCUAAACCACUACAAGAGUGUCCAGUUUGUAAGGAAAAAACUUUACUAAGAGAACCACCACGUAACUUGGCUUUAAAGAAUCUGUGUGAGGCCCAUUUACUGGAGAGAGGUGGGAGAGGCCCAGCAGAGGCUUUCUGCAGUCUGCACUCUGAGAAAAUCAAACUCUUCUGUCUGGAUCAUCAGCAGCCAGUGUGUGUUGUCUGUCGAGAUUCAACAACACACGCUGACCACAGAUUCAGACCCAUCGAUGAAGCUGCACAGGAUCACAAAGCGGAGCUCCUGAUAAUCCUGAACCCCUUACAGGAGAAACUGAAGCUCUUUAAAGAAGUUAAAGGAAACUGUGAUCAAACAGCAGAACACAUUAAGGUCCAGGCCGGACACACAGAGAAGCAGAUUAGGGAGCAGUUUAAGAAGCUUCACCGUUUACUAGAAGAGGAAGAGGAGGCCAGGAUCUGUGCUCUGAGGGAGGAAGAGGAGCAGAAGAGUCAGAGGAUGAAGGAGAAGAUUGAGGCUCUGAGCAGAGAGAUAGCAGCUCUUUCAGACACAGUCAGAGCCACAGAGGAGAGGCUGAGAGCUGAAGACGUCUCUUUCCUGCAGAACUACAAGGCUGCUGUGGAAAGAGUCCAGCAGCGCCCCCUGCUGGAUGAUCCACAGCUGAUCUCAGGAGCUCUGAUAGACGUGGCCAAACAUCUGGGCAACUUGAGCUUCAACAUCUGGAACAAGAUGAAGAAGAUGGUCUCCUACACUCCUGUGAUUCUGGAUCCAAACUCUGCUCAUCCAGAACUCAUCCUGUCUGAAGAUCUGACCAGUGUGAGAUGUGGAGAGACACAGAAGCUUCCUGACAAUCCAGAGAGGUUUGAUUCCUUCAUCUCUGUUCUGGGCUCUGAGGGCUUUGACUCCGGGACUCACAUCUGGGACGUUGAGGUUGGAGACAGUACAGCCUGGAUUAUGGGUGUAGCAGCAGAGUCUGUCCAAAGAAAGAGAGGCAUAGCCUUAAAGUCUGGAUUAUGGAGAAUAGUGUUUUAUAAAGAUGAAUACACAGCGUGCUCAUAUCCUGGCCCAGACACUGUUCUCUCAGUGCAGAAGAAGCUCCAGAGGAUCAGAGUAAAACUGGACUGGGCUAAAGGAGAACUGUCAUUCUUCGAUUGUGAUACUUACACACACAUGCACACCUUGAAACGUACUUUCACUGAAAAGUUGUUUCCAUACUUUAAUACAAACAAAGAAUUCCCACUUCAGAUAUUAGCAGUGAAAGGCUAAAGUAAAGUAAUACAGCAGCAGUUGGUGGCCUUUCAGUCAAUGUGUGUUUUAAGCAGGGAUGCACCGAAUCCAGGAUUUGGCUUCGGAU